GAAUCAAGCAGCCUCUAAGUCUCCAUGUCACUAAAACGUCACAUAUCAAUCUGUUUUUAAUCAUACUUUCAACCAGAUAUUAUCUAAAGUUGCUUUAAAUCUAGUGGCUACAGCGAUUAGCCAAUCAGCUUCGUGAAAAAGGGAUGGCGGUUUUCGUUUGAAUGUGUUGCCUUGUGGGGGUCAGACAGCCAGGCAUGAGAAAAGGGAGGAGACAGACUUGGAACAACGUCUUCUAACCACGUUAAAAUUGAGCUUUUUUACUAUUACUGUGAUAUUUUACAUUGUAUACGGUUUUCGAGACGAAUUCCUUGAUCUCUUAGGCGAAACAAGUCUGGUCAGCUACCCGCCCCCCUGCAAUGGCCGAGGCAGAAGCAGAGUGGGAGCUCUGCAAGGAGAACAUCCAGCCGCUGAGGCGAGGCCGCGCCAUCUCAACACUGACAGAGGCCCUCAGUCUGCAGCAGGAGGGCAGCUCAGCCAUCACACAGCGCACCCAGCAGGCAUUUGAAUCAGAGCUGCGCAUAUAUGAAGGCGACGAUCCACUAGAUGUAUGGGAUAGGUACAUCAAGUGGACAGAACAGACCUUCCCUCAAGGAGGGAAAGAAAGCAACUUCUCUGUGCUUUUGGAAAGAGCAGUCAUGAAGUUUACUGAAGAGAAGAAGUACUACAAUGAUGUCCGUUAUGUUGACCUUUGGAUUAAGUUUGCGGACAGCUGUUCAGAGCCUUUGGACAUCUACCGGUACAUGCACGCUCAGGGGAUUGGGCUGAUGUUGUCUGCGUUCUACAUAGCCUGGUCUGAGGAGUAUGAGAAGAGGGGAAACUUCCGGAACGCUGACACCACAUUGCAGGACGGGCUGAAAUGUGGGGCAGAACCUCGAGAUCGACUUAAACAGUUCCACAAGGCUUUGCAGGCACGUGUGACUCGCCAUGUGAUGUUGGGAAUGGGUCAAGAAAGUGAUGAUGACACUAUGGAGAUGGAGGAGCCUAACAGGAAGACACUGGCAGAACUGAAAGCCUUGGGGAAGAAAAAGGCCGUGGCACCAAUCAGCAGAGGGAGCAGCAUCGUUAACACUCAACCUCGUGGGCUGCAGAUGAAGGCCCCCAUGGCUCCCGUCAGGAACAGCCGCCUGAUGGUGUUCGACGAGAACAAGGGACUGGCCGAGUCUCAGGAGCCCAAGCUGGAGAGCUGGAUGGGUCCACCCAGCGCCCGCCACAAGGAGAAUGAGCAAAAACCAGACAAGUGGACCAAGGCCAAGCUGCCCCAGAAGACGAGGGCUGGCCUCCCGGUGGUGAUGCCCGCCCCGGCCAAGCCUUCCUUCCAGCCGUUUGUGGAGGAGUGUGAGCAUACUCCGGCUGUGACGCCGUGUAAGAUCAACCCGGCGGUGAACUGUGUACUGUCUGCGCGUAAGCCGCACCGCGAGGAGACGCCACUGAAGCGCCUGCAGGACUGGAAGGAGCAGCAGCAGCAGCAGCAGGCCGGAGGGUCUCAGGCCCCCGGCACCAACGGCAAGCCCCGCGAGCAGAGCAUGUACUGCAAGGAGCUCCUGUUCAGCGGCGCCUCCGAGUUCUGCUUCGAGGAGCUGCGCGCCGAGCGCUACCGCCAAAAGCACGCCCAGAGACUGGUAGCCAGCGGCAGCGGCCAGAGCGCCGCAGCAGGAACAUCUGCAGCAGGAACAUCUGCGGCUUCUGAGAGCUUCUGUGCAGGACAGUCCAGCUCUGGUCCCUCACAGUGAAUGGCCUCAGGAAGGGUGUGUGUGCGUGUGCGUGUGCACUUACUGUGUUACAGUAAAUGCAACUCUUUUUUUUUUCACUUUUGUAUGUGAUCUUCCUCCUUUAUUCCUUCUGUCUCUCUGUGUCUAAAAGUGAGCUAUGACCGAGAUACUGUAAAUAUAAGCAGCAGGAUUAAGUACUCAUUUACUUUUUGUACUAACCUUCACACUCCUCCAUCUGGCAUCAAGCUGCAGUUUGGUGCAUAAUCAGAUAUAGGGGCAUUUACAUAUUCAGCUUCACCUUCCCAGCAAUGAGUUUGAGAUGAGAUUGUCCUGAGGUUUCCCAGUUACAUGUACAUUUUUACUGUAAAUUAAGGGGACAUUUCUAUACAUUGUACUCUUAAAGAAACAUAUGCAUUGUGAAGAAUUCAACAGAAACAAAUGCAAUUUGAAGAAUAAAAAAAAAAAGAAUUGCACGAUUUCCUGAACCACAAUAUUUCGCUAGUUUUGUAUGCCUUCAUUCAGAUCCCCAAAUAAAGCAGUUGUUCAGACACCCAAA
Messenger RNA from Alosa alosa (allis shad), 2265 nucleotides. It is a transcript of the gene bub1bb, whose product is annotated as BUB1 mitotic checkpoint serine/threonine kinase Bb. The transcript is spliced from 9 exons. Lineage: Eukaryota; Metazoa; Chordata; Actinopteri; Clupeiformes; Clupeidae. Gene Ontology annotation, molecular function: protein kinase activity. Gene Ontology annotation, biological process: mitotic spindle assembly checkpoint signaling; meiotic sister chromatid cohesion, centromeric. The record is from RefSeq and is a predicted model, not a curated record. Bases 357 to 1730 code for a protein of 457 amino acids.